Molecule: messenger RNA, 4090 nt
Organism: Hibiscus syriacus
Lineage: Eukaryota; Viridiplantae; Streptophyta; Magnoliopsida; Malvales; Malvaceae
Product: COP1-interacting protein 7-like
Biological process (GO): response to light stimulus; positive regulation of DNA-templated transcription
Source: RefSeq, a predicted model, not a curated record
CAAAAUAAAUAAAUAAAUAAAAAUCUUGUCUUCCACUUCUCCCUGUUAUCCUCAGAACUUUCCCAUGUGCUAAAGCUUCAGUUUUCAUCAAUUCUUCACGAGAAACUUGCACUUUUAUUUUAAACUUCCAUAAUGUGUUUCAUUCUUCCAAGCUAAACAAAAAGUACAAAAGCUCCUGCAGAAAGGAACAGCACAAGAUCCAAUAAAAAGCACAUGUUCCUGUAAGAACACCAACAAUGGAUGAACUUAACUUGUUGAAGAUAGAGUGUUUGCUUCUUUGUCUGUCUCAGGAAUUGCUGGUGUUGGUACCUUUGUAAAGGGUUUUAAAAAAAAUGGACUUCAGGACACGUUUAGAUUAUGCUUUGUUCCAAAUUUCACCAACUAGAACCAGGUGUGAUCUGGUUAUUUUUGCUGGGAAAAAUAAUGAGAAAUUGGCAUCAGGGUUGCUUGAGCCUUUCAUUUCACACCUAAGCUCUGCUAAAGAUCAAAUUUCAAAAGGAGGCUACUCUAUUACUCUUCGUCCGGUGGGCUCAACGCCUUCCUGGUUCACAAAGGGCACUCUCCAAAGGUUUGUGAGGUUUGUCAAUACACCAGAACUUCUUGAAAGAUUUGUGACAGUGGAGAGGGAAAUUGAGCAGAUCGAGGAUUCGAUUCAAUCGUACGAAGCGAACGCUUCCGGGACGACAGACGCAGACGGAAAUUUCCAAAAGUCAUAUGGUUCAUCUAAGUCCAAAGGUGAAUCCGAUGGAAACGGCGACGCUGUUCAGGAAGAAACUUCCAAGGUUCGUCUUCAACGAGUUCUAGAGACUAGGAUGGUACUUUGUAAAGAGCAGGCAAUGGCUUAUGCUCGUGCUUUGGUUGCCGGAUACGAACCUGAUAAUAUAGAUGAUCUCGUCUCUUUCGCUGACGCUUUUGGUGCCUCUCGAUUAAGGGAAGCUUGCAUAAAUUUCAUGGACUUAUGUAAGAGAAAGAAUGAAGAUAGGCUUUGGAUGGCUGAAUUAGCAGCAAUGCAAGCAUCUAGACCAGACUUGUCUUACCUUGGAACAUCCGGGAUCGUACUUGCUGGGGAAGAAAAUGACCCUACUCAAAAUCUUACUGUAAAUAUCUCGACCUCGAAGAAAACCGUUCGGCGGAUGUCUCUGAGAUUGGGAGUGGAGAUAUCAACCCUGGUAAGGAUUGAUACCAAAUUUUUCUUCUCCUUCAGAUAUGCUAGCUUGGCAUCCAUGGAUGGGAAAUCUCAAGUACAAAUGCCAUGGCCACCCCAUUUUCCUCAGUACAUGCAAGGAUUUCCAGGUUCCGGAUUUCAACAAAUGCCUCCAUAUCAAGGGUACAUUUUCCCUGGUAUGCCUGGUGCCUCCCCGUAUUUUCCGGGGAAUAUGCAUUGGCCUCCGAAUGUAGAGGAUUCGAGUGUUGCUCGUGGUUGGGAACCAGAUGAUCAUAGAACUCAUAAAUCAUCUUCUAGGAGCAAGAAAAAAUCUUCAAAAGGUAAGAGAGAUGAAUCCACUGAGUCUAGCAAUUCCAACACUGAAAGUGAACCAGACAAAGAAAUGCAUAAGAAAAAGCACAAAAAGAAGUCAUCGUCGAGAAAAGUCGUCAUCCGCAACAUUAAUUACAUUUCUUCGAAGAGAAAUGGGGAUAAGGGAAGUGAUACAGAAGAGAGUUCCAAUGAGGAAGAGUUCAUUGAUGGAGAUUCUCUCAAACACCAAGUGGAGGAGGCUGUUGGAUCUUUGGGGAAACAACAUAAGUCUACAUCACUUCAUAAUAAGAAACGUGAUGGAAGCAAGCAUCAAAAUGUUCCAUACGAUGAAGAUGAUAUGGGAACUAAAAAUUCGGAGGGAGAAAAACGAAGCAAUCCCUGGGAUGCUUUCCAGAACCUUCUCUUGCAGGAGAAGGAUUUGGAUUCCGAAGUAGAUAAACAGACUGCAAGGUUGCAAGAGGAAUAUUUUGCAAGCAAGGGAGCCGAGGGAGUAACAAAGCAGAAAACAAUCUCGAGUGAUCCCUUUCUGGCCUCACAGAUUGAUAGGGAUCACGAAGGUCAAACUCGAGGCAGGAAUUUUGGAAGUAAUGAACUCGGUGGCUCAGUUGUUAAGAGAAGAGAGAGCACAAACGAGGAGUUUCUUGUGUUGCAAGGCAAUGAUUCCGUUAUCAGUUCCCGAGCUAAUAUCUCCGAUUAUGCUGCGGAAGCUACAUUGGCCAAAAGUCGCGGAGAAGGCGAAUGGUUUAUCAACAAACAAAUGGAUAAAUCGACUAAUCAGGAUGAAAUGAUGGGCCUCAAAAUGUUUAAUGGAGAAAACGGUUCAUCAUUAGCUGGUGAAAGCAAGAAAGAUGUUUUUGUCGAUGACUCAUUCAUUAUCCAAGGUCCAUCAGUGGGAGACUAUCAAUCUGAUGAUCGGUUAAGGAUCGGUGUAGGCAUGGUUCCUGAAAUUGAAGCUACUCAGCAUGAACAUGGCAAUUCGGAUACUGUAUCGAAGGCUGCUUCAGUUUCGUAUGAACCGGAUGACCUUUACAUGAUGAUCAGACGUGGUUCAGCUGAAGAGAAUGCCAUGACAUCUUGGACUCCAGAGAUUGACUAUGAAAUGAAUGCACUAUCUGCUGAAGUGACCGAAAGGCACGCUGAUACUGAAAUAACUGGUGUCGAUGACAAGGGUCCUAAUCCUAAAAAACCGGGGAAACUUUCGAAUAAAGAAGUUCGUUCUAGAGUUUCAAAUGGACCUCUCGUCAAAAGUAAAUCUGACUUAACAUCAAAGACCAGGAAACCACCAGCUGGAAGCAACACCGCCAUACGGAAAACUAAGUCCGAUCAGGAAGAGGAAAAACGAAAGAAAAUGGAGGAGUUACGGAUCCAGCGUCAGAAGAGGAUAGCUGAGAGGAGUGCUGGUGGCGGUCUUAAUCCUGUUAUUUUCCGGAGGAGCUCAACAGAAAAUAAAACUUUGACAGCUUCGACAAAGAAGAUCCAAUUCUCGACUCAGGAGACUAAGGAAUCACCAAAACCAGUCCUUAGAAGUUCAACCAUAGAACGCCUUGCAACUGCAAGGAAUACUUCAAAGGUCGCACCAGCUGAAUCGAAAUCGAGCCAUCCAAAAAAGUCGACAUCGAAGGAAAACAGUUCUUUAACCGCUCGGAAGACAGCUCAAGCUAAGGAUAAGAAAUCAAGCACAAAAAAAGUCGAAGCUUCAUAUAUAAAACGUGGCACAAAUAAAGUAGCUCCAAAUGGCUCUAAUGCACAAGGAAAAAAGGACUCCAAAGAGGUCACAGAAGCAUUGCCAAUGGAACCAGCGGCACCCGAACCAGCAGCACCCCAGACAGACAUUGUCGACGAUUUCAAGGACAUCCAAGAGUUGCAGACUAAUCCAAUAGAUAAAACCGAAAGAAACUCGAUUUCAAAACAAAACCCAUUGGAGGACCAAAACUCAAAUGGAAACAUGGUUACCGUAGAUAAACCAUUGCAAAUAGAUCAUGUAAAAGGCGAUGAAGAAUUCAGUAAGGAGGCAUGUAAAGUUGUUUCUGGAGAUAACAUUGCACCGGAAGAAUUCGGUAAAGAUAUUCCCGAGACAACAGUUCUUCCUGUGCCACCAGUGCCUGUCAAGUCGGUUCGGUUUUCGACUGUAAAUAUUGAAGGGAUCGAUACCAUGAAUGAGAAAUUCCAGCCCUGUAGGGUUUCUGAAAUAGAGAUCUCAACCCCACCUCCCAAGGAUACAAUGGACAAGGAACUGAUGCAUAGCAGGAAGAAAUGGAACAAUGAUGAAAGCCCUCCUAAAGUGGCCAAAGGGUUUAGAAAGCUUCUUUUCUUUGGAAGAAAAAGCAAAAACUAUUAUACUGCUUAGUGUGUGCUCUUGCCAUUCAACAAUACUUCUGGUUUGGGUUUUCAAUUUUUUUUCGAGUGCUUCGAGAGUUCGGGUGGAACGUAACAAUAAGGCUUUUGAUGUUGCUGCCAUUCAAGGAUUCAUGAAACUGAAAAUGAAAAAAAAGGAGAUUCAUAAUGUAAUUUAUCUUUGACAUUAUCAUGUUGUAUGGAUCAAAACACAUUCUUUUUGUGUGAUUGUAUGCCUUUGUAAUUUGUGUUUGUAUACACAUUUUGAGUCUUUGUAUA